CCAUCGUACACGAUUCCAAAUUCCAGAAAGAACUUGUAUCACAGGUUCUUCUGAACAUUAAGCUUUUGUGCGUCAACAUAGAGUCUCAGUUUGAAGAAGAAUUGUUUGAAAAAUUUGCUCCGAUUGUCAAGUCAACAAUAUCCUCGAUGAUAUCCAAGCUUUCGUUGAUCAUGAGUCAAAACGAGAGAAACGAAGUCAAUAUUUCUAUAAUAAAAAAUGGCAUGAUGGCUACAGUAUUAUUGUUCACAUCUUGCCCAAAAUCAUGUGUUCAAAUGCACACAUCACAAAAAGAUUUUACCGAGAUAUUAAAUAAAGGAUUCUAUUCCGAGAAUGCUGCGAUUUCUAUAACAUCUCUUCAAUGUACUCGGACUUUAAUCUUACUUUCGUCCAAACCAACAAACAUGACUCUAACAAACAAUGAUAUUUCAGAAUCGGUGAAAAUUAGUCAAAAUUUCACUAAAGCCCUUAUGCCUCAAGUGAUUUUGUUUAUAAAAAGUUUAAAUGAGAAAUACAAGAAUCACGUUUUCUCUCAAGAUGAAGCCAGCAUGCUAAAUGUUGUUGAAGAAUCAGUAAAGACCUUACUGACGAUAAAUGCUGUGGCACAGGAUUCACAAA
Messenger RNA from Acaulospora morrowiae, 615 nucleotides. Lineage: Eukaryota; Fungi; Glomeromycota; Glomeromycetes; Diversisporales; Acaulosporaceae. The record is from the annotation of a GenBank genome assembly.